ACUGCUUGAUCGAAUAUUGCGAUCGCGUCUCUUAGCACCGUGCCACUAAACUCCUCAGGCAAAAUACACCAAUGAAUCUAUGAUUGUUAUUACAACUGUGUUCUUUUUUGAGAUGACUGCGCCAUGACUUGUGAUACAAUGAUCACACCCAUACUUCUCAACAAGAUAACAUGACUUGCAUUGAAACGGCAACACCGACCUGAAAACGGAAUGGACGGACACUUCUGCACCUCCCUGUAUGCGCACUGUAAUCCCUCUCCCCAGCAACCAACCAACCAAACAAUGAUUCCCUCCAUCACCCACGCAACCAAUUCAAACAACCAGCACAGCACAGAAUCCCGCCCGCCCCGUGCCCACCCUUCCUUCCUUCUUACACCGGAGCUGCCGCAAACUCCGGGUCCCGCAUCCUCCACAACGCGAACACAACACGCCUCACGUCCUUGCCGUGACUUACGCGCCGCCGCGGCCUCUCUCUUUCUCUUUGACUCUCCCACGGAACUGCACACCCGAACCUACCACGAUUAGAUAAUCCCCCCAAUUAAACCCUUUCUCAGCGAUAUUUCCAAUAUUUGAAGCACAGAC
Bipolaris sorokiniana ND90Pr is the source of this 582-nucleotide messenger RNA. RefSeq lists its product as uncharacterized. NCBI's taxonomy places the organism in Eukaryota, Fungi, Ascomycota, Dothideomycetes, Pleosporales, Pleosporaceae. Bases 211 to 525 code for a protein of 104 amino acids. The record is from RefSeq and is a predicted model, not a curated record. The transcript has a single exon.